UGUUAUUUUGUGAAGGAAUGAAAACAAUUCUAUAUGGAAUGGGUUGGGAAUUAUGCCUAGAUCCCGCGCAAAUGGAAAUUUCAUUGAUAAGACCUCCUCAAUUGUAGCCAAUAUUUUAUUGCGAAUAAUUCCGACAACCUCAGGAGAAAAAAAGGCAUUUACUUAUUAUAGAGAUGGGAUGUUGGCUCAAUCCGAAGGAAAUUAUGCGGAAGCUUUGCAAAAUUAUUAUGAAGCUACGCGACUAGAAAUCGAUCCCUAUGAUCGAAGUUAUAUACUCUAUAACAUAGGCCUUAUACACACAAGCAAUGGAGAGCAUACAAAGGCUUUGGAAUAUUAUUUUUGGGCACUAGAACGAAACCCCUUCUUACCGCAAGCUUUCUAUACGGUUCUAAGGGAAGGAACCUCCUAUUCCGACCGAGGAGAACAGGCCAUUCUACAGGGUGAUUCGGAAAUUGCGGAAGCUUGGUUUGAUCAAGCUGCUGAGUAUUGGAAACAAGCUAUAGCGCUUACUCCGGGAAAUUAUAUUGAAGCACAGAACUGGUUGAAGAUUACGAAGCGCUUUGAAUUUGAAUACUACUGA
Lolium perenne is the source of this 580-nucleotide messenger RNA. NCBI's taxonomy places the organism in Eukaryota, Viridiplantae, Streptophyta, Magnoliopsida, Poales, Poaceae. The record is from RefSeq and is a predicted model, not a curated record.